Gordionus sp. m RMFG-2023 is the source of this 3044-nucleotide messenger RNA. Its product is annotated as probable serine/threonine-protein kinase clkA. Bases 76 to 2454 code for a protein of 792 amino acids. Gene Ontology annotation, molecular function: RNA binding. The record is from RefSeq and is a predicted model, not a curated record. The transcript has 13 exons. Lineage: Eukaryota; Metazoa; Nematomorpha; Gordioida; Chordodea; Parachordodidae.
UUGAUUUGUUGAUUUGUAAAUUUGCGUAUUCUCAUUUAUUUCAAGAAAAAUUAUUAAUUCUCAUAAUGAUAUAUCAUGCUGAAUAAAAUGACCAAUUUGGCGUAUUCAUAUUGUGAAGAGACAUCAUUCUUCGACACACCCUAUACCUUUGAACAAAAUUUUACCCCAUCAACCACUUUCGAUCUAUUUUUUGAAUCACACGAUGGUAUUAUUUCACAAGCUUUAGAAUCAACUUUCCCAUUUUCAGACGAUGAAAAUGCUUUUAACGAUAUUUUGCUAUCCACGUCACCUAUCAAUAAUUACCACGCGGAAAAUAAAACUCGCAAAAGGAAUACUAGCUCAUCCUCGAUUCUUUCCCUCUCACUCGGUUCCCCCACCUUUUUUAACACGACGGGCGUAAACAAAUACGAUCAUCAUCAAAUCGAACAUUUCGAGAAAUUUUUCGAUUUUAAAUGCCUGAGCAAUGUGGGAGAUUGCAAUGGUAAGAAAAACGGGGAUAGUAGUGAACGAAGAAACGACGAAGUAUAUAGCGAAGUCGAUGAUAGCACCAAUGAUUUCCAAAAAUUUGACAUAUCCCAAUUGCUGAUGCAAUUCGAAAAUGACCACAAUGGCAAUAACUCGCGCAAAAAGGAAGAAGAAAUUAUAUCUCUUCAAUUGGACCUCGAAAAUUAUCUUUCUUCGAAUUGCGAUAUCUUUUCGGCUUGUAGUAGCAUUAACAUCGACGAAAAUAGUAAAUUUGAAUCUAAAAAUUCUUCUUCCGCUUCUUCCCAGGAUUCCUACAUGUCCUUAGUUAAUAAUGAUGCGGUAUUAAAUUCGUCAGGUGCUUCUAAAUCUAUUAAAAAGGAGAACUCGAAAGGCGUUGUUAACAUCGAUAAAAUGAAUAUUGUCGCUCCAAACCCAUCUCUAGUCAUUGAUAGCAAAACGGGAAAAGUCAACUUGGAAGGAAUUACAAAGACUAAAAUAGUCCAAAAUAUCGAUAACGUUCAAGCGGACACCAAAAAAAAUCCGAAAUGUAAUCACGUUGAUCACGACUAUUGCAUAAAUUCUGGAGGUAGAGAAAAUUAUACGGUUAUUAACCAUUCCACAAAAGUGGAAUAUGCCAACGGUGCUUCUUCUUACAACACUAACACUUCUCAAAAGUCUGUGUACAAUGCAUCAUUUAACAAUAACACAAAAAUAGGUUUCGGGAAGCUUAAAUCUAACCUUUUAAACAUGACUAAGAACUUACCAACGCUUUUGCCUAAAAAAAUUAACAGUCCUACUUCAAACUACUUUGGAAAUUCUACGCCGGGUAGCAUUUGCCAUGACGGUAUGCGUGAUAGCGACGAAAAAACUGAUAAGCCCACCAAAUGCAACAGUAAAAUAUCGCUCCUCAAUUGGUCUAGCCACAUCAACCUAAACAAUUCUGAUUUCGGCAAAAAGAGUUUCGUAUCCUUACUUUUUAACGCUGGGACAUUUGCCAAACAAAAUCUAUCGAGCAAGACAGAAGGAAUCGGCGCAUACAAUCAUAAUCACAGGAAACGGCAGAUUUCGAAUAGCAUGGCCUGUGAUGCCACCCUAUCCGGGAAAAAAUUUUCCUCUCAACGCUUAGCAAAUAUUAAUGGCAAGCAAGAUGGAUCAGCCAUCAUCACUAUAAGUGACAAUAUGGGCAAAGUUCUCGUUUUGAACAACAAGGACGAUACAACUAAUGUCAUAGCUAAUAUUAAGCCUGACCCUACCAUCUACACUAUAUACAAAAAAUCUUGCAAUCAAAGUGACUCAAAUAGUAAUUGUUCGAACGUAGCAGCUUCCCUGUUUUCAACUUGGAACGAUAUUACAUUGCCUGACUAUAAUGUUGAUACCCUUACACAAAAUUAUGUCCAAGCAAAUUCGCAACAAGCCACGCUUCAAAUAACUCCGCCUCAUAAAGAUGACGCUAAAAUUGUAGAAAAUCAAAAGCAAGAAGAGGCUAUUGUAAAGGUUCAUCCUUUAAAAGUGGAAACGAGUUUAACGGAACUAAAAGGCCUGUUUAAAAAAUUCGGUCCUAUCAAAAAUAUCGAAAUCAUUAACGAUGCCGCAUUCAUAACCUACACAAAUCAUAGGGAUGCCACAACAGCUAUCAGAAGAGGAAAACAUAUUUCAGGGUAUACAAAAUUCACCGUUUCUUUGUUUUGCCCCCAAGAUGAUUCGACUCACUGUGGCGUUAAAAGUGUGACAAGCGAUUCUUUUCAACUCGAUAGCGGUAAAAAUUUUCUACCGCCAAAUAACCCUGUUCCCACUUCCUCGCUCACUUUUAUAACAGACGAUAUCACUACUAUAUCCCCUUCAAAAUCACUGCACGAGGAACCCAAUAAGACAAACCUUUCUCACGAUGAUUCAAGUCCAGUUAAAAACAACAAAAAUAAACCACCCAUAUCCAAUUUUAGGUAUGCAACGCGGCACAGUAAUAUCAACAACAUUUUGAUAUGCCAAUAAAAAUUUGAAUAAAAAAAAUAAAUUCCCAAUUCCUAUUAUAUGUAACAUUUGUUUCAGAAAUAUAUUAUAUGUUUUUCUUUGUUUUUUUUAGCAUUUAUUAUUAUUUAGCGAUAUUUCCUAUUCCUUCCAGCUAAUUUUUUUUUUGUUAUGCCAAAGAUAUAAGGAUAAUUUUAGUUUAAAAUUAUUAAAUGCAUGAGAAAUAUAACUAUUAUUUCAUCGAUGCGCUUGGCAAUAUUAGCGCAAUUUCAAUAAGCAAUUUGUUUCCCUUUAUUUUUUUGUUUCAUUUUUUUAUACAAACUUGUGAUAUAUUUUGCAGUUAGCCUAAUUGAUUUUUUUUUCAAUAUAUUUUUUUAAAGGUUAGUUUAAUAAUUUUAGCAUAUUUUAAAAAAAUAUUAAUUAUGAGACAAAAUAUGCUACACAUGUUUAAAUUAUCAAAAUUUUUAUUUUACGGGGUCAUCUCUUAUAUUAAUCAAACACAAUCCCUCCUUCCAUAUUAUGUAUAUUUUUAAUGUUUAUAUAUUAUGACUGUCAGCGAUAAUUAUACCUCAUCUAAAAAAUUUAUAUUUUAUUCAUUUAUACUAGAAUUCUAU